Molecule: messenger RNA, 41322 nt
Organism: Pelobates cultripes (western spadefoot toad)
Lineage: Eukaryota; Metazoa; Chordata; Amphibia; Anura; Pelobatidae
Source: the annotation of a GenBank genome assembly
CGCUCUGCGCGGGCGCCGGCGGACUACAUCCCCCGACGUGCCCCGCGCGGCCGGCCUCCAGACGGCAGUGCUAAGCUGUUCCUGAGUUGGAGGAUUCAGUUAUUUCCUGGUUUCGGCCGGCAGCCAUUUUGGGGUUACAGAGAGCUGGUCCAGCGCUGACUGUGUUGUUUUUUUGUUGGGGGGGAUUAAUCCCGGGUGUCUGGGGGAUUUCGCUGCUCACCCGCUGUGUUUUCCAGUGACUCCUUAGCGGCUGUUUCCCCGGGUGAUUUGGAAGCUGUUUACCCCCUCCCCCCCGCUCUCUGUGACCCGUUUUUGCUCGCUUGGCGUCGGGUCUCCCCGUGUUUUUUUUGUUGUGUGUGUUUCUGCAGAAGCCGGCCGUGAGCUCAGUGACAUGUCCAGCAUGAACCCCGAGUAGUAAGUAUCUGCCAGGCCCCCGCUCGGCCCCCAUGGCCAGGCCUCUGUGGGUGAGACGGUGACAUAUUGGGGGGGGGGAGGACUGGGGCCCCCUCUGAUAAUUAACACCUAUAGGCCUUGAUGUAGGAUCCACCUGAUGGCUUUACACCUAUUAUCAUGGGUUUAGGGAGAUUCACAUGUAAUGCUGUCCAGAAUGUCAAAAAAGGGGUGACCUUUAAAAUAAUAUAUAUUAAUGUUUAAUUACCAUUUUUUUUAUUCUUACAGGGUUUUUUUAAUGCAAUAUAUCCAGUAUUAUUUAUUAUGGUAUCUGUCCCCUGUUUAAAUUAAACCUUAUACUGAAGGGUAGGGUGUCAUAGUCUACUUUGGCAUUUGAGAUUCGAUUACUAAUUAUUAGAAAGCACCUAUACCUUCUCUACCACAGUGCAUUAGAUCUUUAAAAAAAAAAAAAAAAAGUCAGGAUAAUUACUAAAGCUUUGUCCUCCUUUUUUUUUUUUUUGUCACACAUGGAAGGGAUGAUGUGUACCAUGUGAUGGCUAACCUUUGGCACUCCAGCUGUUAAGCCCUACAUUUCCUAUAAUACUUAAAACAGGCAAACUGCGGUGGAAAUGACUGGCUGAACAUCAGUGGAAAAGCUGGCCACAUCACCUAUGGGUGAUUAUUAGUGGCAUUUAUUUAGGGCCAACUUAUUCUGCAGCGCUUUACAGUAUUUGGGAGUCCUUAGUGGUUGCUUUUCCUCAAUGAUGUAGGCCAUAAGGUGAGGUUAGUGAUGUAUCGAUGCAUGAUAGUUGUGAAUAGUUCAAUUUAAGGGUGGAUAGGGGUAUUUUGUGGUCCACUAAAGUCAACAGUUGUCAAUUAUAGAAACAUAUAAAGUUUUUGUAUUUAGUAGAUAAGACAAGUGUUUGUGGGAUUUGAACUAGGCCGAUAAAAUUAUGGAGAUAAUAUUGAAUCUAUGCAUUUGUUUGUAAAUAAUUUUAAAUUAUUGUAACCUUGUUAGUAUAUAUGUGUAUAUGACACGUAUUCACAAAAAAUGAACAUUAGACUUUAUAUUUUUAGUUCACUCGUGCUUCAGGGGUAAUGACAAAGAGCAGUGAUGCCUAACUUUGACGCAACCAAAGUUUCUCAUAUUUGCCAUUUUUCUCAGUCAGACCUUGGGUUGGCUGAGCGUCGUAGGAAAUUCUGUACACUGGUAUGGACUCGUUAUCAAAUUCUAGCCUAACGUGAAUGGAAAGCUAUUUAUUUUGUAGUCUUAUGCUAACCUCACAUUGCAUAAAUACACCAUUUAGGUUUGGUAAGAUUUAUCCACGUCAACUGGUAGACGUUUUGGAAAUGGAGUUAUAACUACUAGUGAUCUUUAAAAUAUUACCCUUGGCUGCCCAGAGAUUCCAGUCAGCAAAACAAUAUCUGGAUUGGGAAAUGUAGGAUUUUAGUUGUGAUUAUUAGUAGAUAAGAUCUUGCAUGUGUCAUCUAGGGAGGAUUUCUAUGCCUGAGUUGUCACUGUGGACUAUGCACCAUCCAACACCAAUGUAACUAUUGAUUACAGACCGAAUAGAAUACUAAUGAACCACUGUGAUGAGUUGUAAGGAAACAGAAAGGGAUUUUCAUGUGGUUUCUUAAAUCAUACAGUGCAAAGAAUAGACACCAUUUCAAUACUAGGUGCAGGAGUAACACCUUUCAUUACAAAGUAUCACAAUAUUGUUCUGAAAUCUAAAAUACUCAGCCACUCCAAUUUUGUGAGUAUCUUGUUUUUAUUCAACUAGUAAAGAUUGACCCUGCAACAUUGACACUUUUGUUUCUUUGUCAAGUGUGAGAAAUACACUUGUUUUAACAUUUUCCCAGAUCAAUUUGUAAUGGCUGAAAAUAAAAACUCUCACAUUUACUGAGUUGCAGGGCCAUAAUAUUUCUGCUUUCUUCAGUCUCUCAAAUUAGGCCUGAAUGCCCUUGAAAUAAUAAUUUAGGCAAGAGUUGAUUCAGCACUGAGAUCUUUAUCACAUUUUGUAUAUGUGAUGGCAAAAGAGAUUCAUUGUAGGUUGGUGCUGCUUAAUAUCUUGGAAAAGAACAUUGAGGAUCUGUGAAUGAAUUCUUAGCCGGCCUUCAUUUUAGCAGCAAGUCAUGUGUAUGUCACAUGGUUCUUGCAAAACAGAUAUUACUGCAGAUUUUGCAAUCUCCUGGCAAGUGCUCCUGUUAACACUUCCUGUAUCAAAGUACUUCAGUGUUAGGCCCCACAAAGGGUACAUGUUCCAUAUUUAUUUCAAUGUUUUAAGAAAUCUUGAUUUGUAUGACCACUUACAUGUACUAUUUGUUUUAAAUUAAAAAAACCAAACAAACCAGUAAAUCAGCUGUUUUAAUUACCAGAGAUCAGGGGUUAGAUCAGUUCACUGUUCUCACAUAGCCUGUUUUUCUAGAGUCAGGAGAUUGAUGCUCCUCUCUUUGAUUGGCUUAACGGUCAUUCAUACAAUCUGUUGUGUUCACGUUGGGGAGCUAUCACUAAAUAGUGGUGUUGACUUAAUGAAUUUAGGCUAAAAUAAGUCUCAAAUGAAGAUCAGUCGUAAAUUUUGUUGAUUCUGUAUUUUUCCCAGCUUGGCUAUGUUUGCCUUUAUUCUGCACAUUGGUAAUGAAGUACACAAAGCAUCCUGAGAAAAAUUAUGAAAAAUUUGUUUAAAGGAACUGUUGUUCAGAUUUUUGCUAUUUUUUUUUAUAUAUAUAUAUAUAUAUAUAUAUAAAUCUCCAAGCUUACCUUUUAUCCCAGCACUUAGACAGAUAGCCCAGUCCUGAUGAUUUUUGUCCAAUCAGAGUAUUCCCAUAGAGAAGCAUAGUAAUUAUUCUUAGAAGCAUUGGACACAGUUUCUGGCAUUCAGCAUACAUUACAUGUUGAUGACGAAGAUAAAAUAUGUUCGGUAUUGGAUUCUAUUUGUGUUGGAAGCUCGUAGUUACUGUCUGUUUGAUAACCAUUAUUAGAUGUAGGAAUAGCAAAAUGUACUUGGGACUCCUUUUAUUUGCAAUCCUGUCGCAAAUGCAUCUUUCAUUAUCUAAGGCGAAGUGAUUUUGGUGUGCAGUGUCCCUUUAAUAGAACCCCAAUUUGUUCUGGUGAGUAGAAUCAUUACCUUCAGGCUUUUUGCUGUAAACACUCUUUUCAGAGAAAAUGCAGUGUUUACAUUAUAGCCUAGUGAUAACUCCUCUGGCCACUCCUCGGAUGGCUGUUAGAGAUCUUUCCUGGGUCAUGGCUGCCUAAAAUGCAUCCAAACAUUCAGUAUCUCCUCCCUCUGCAUGCAGACACUGAACAUUCCUCUGAUUGGCCAGGGCUGUGUUUGAAUCAUGCUGGUUCUGCCUCUUUGUCAGUCUCAGCCAAUCCUAUGGGGAAGCAUUGUGAUUGGAUCAGGCUACCACUUCUGAUGAUGUCAGCAGACUGCCUGUUUUUCUGAGUCUAACAGCAUGCAGAGUUACAGCUUCAUGCUUGAAUACAGUAAGAUUUUUACUAUAUUUAUGGAGGCAGGGGGGUUAGAUGGAGGUUUUAACACUAUAGGGUCAGGAAUACAUGUUUGUGUUCCUGACCCUAUAGUGAUCCUUUAAACUUUUCUAUUCAAUCUUAAUGUAAUGCCAAACAAAAUGAAAUAUGCAGAUGUGUUAUGUGCUGAAAAAUAGUGAAAAGUACUAAAAAUGAGCAAUCACUAUGGAAACCAGUGGAAUCAGCUAGCACUUUCUAUUGAUGACUCCUGUCCUUUUACAUCUUUUAAUAAAAUCCCCGCAAAAAGACAGACAUCUAAUGAGGUACAGCAUAUGCAUGGUUUUUUUGAAGCACUAAAUUAUUGAAUUGAGUGGUGUUUCAGUAUUCUUGGAAAACUGGUUACCAUAGUACUUAGAUCUUUUGUAUAGAUCACCACUAUCUCAACCUGAUAGUGUCUUGUGCACCUGUUUGCUGGCAUAUUGCUUAGAAAUUAUUUAAAUUGUGGUUUUGUUCUUUUUUACAAAGUAAUUUGAGUGCUCACCAUGGCUAAAUUUACUGAUGUGUGUUAUGCACGUGGAACAUCCUUCGUGUGAAAAAGUAUGCUUUAGUUAGAACAGGUACCAGCCCAUUCCUUUACAGGCAUUUCUCCAGGAUGCAGUCAUUCAUUAUUGCAGCACUGGGAACAUCCUUCAACAGGAAGUUUAACUGGUGCGACUCAGCAGUCAUGCUUUGCUUUUUACCAGGGCUUGACCUAAGCUAGCUUUGUUUGCAUCUGUUCGUUUAAUAAAAUAAAUUAAAAAUAUAUAUAUUUGUGUGUAUCUAUAUAUUACACACGCACCCACCUGUUUUCUUAUUAAAUAUUUAACACUUUUACAUGAGCCACCGAUCAUUUGCAAAGGGACAAACAGUCCAACCUUCACAAACAUCUAAGCCCAACCCAAGCAAAUUCACUUUGCUUAUCAGAAAAUUGGCACUUUAUAUAUCAUGAAUGCUGUGGGCAGGAAUCACAUUUUAAUUAUCUGUGAUCUAUUUAUUUUGGAAAGUUCAUGUAAACCUGGCCUGUUCCUCUCUGAUAUGUAUUACAUUGGAUAUCCAUUGCGUUUUGGUUUUCAUCUCUCGAUAAUAUUUAAUGCCAAAAAAAGGCUAGUGAAUACAAGGCAUAAGGUAGAAAUGGGAAAGUGUUGUUUAAAACAUAUUACAGUAUAUACUCGAGUAUAAGUCUAGUUUUUCAGCACAUUUUUUGUGCUUAAAAACCCCCACUCGACUUAUACUCGAGUCACUGUCUGUAUUAUGGCAACUUAGAGAGCCGCGGCCGUCAGAGCCAUGGCAACGAUCCGCGCGGCAACCAGACCGCGAGACUUACAGUGGAGCUGACCGGAACGGAGGAGAAGGGAGCUGACAGGAGCUGCAGGAAAGGUAAGUAAAUGCUUCCUGCCGGCCCCCCCACUUCACAGCCCAUGCCAGUGGACCACCAGGGAUUAAGAUAGCCCCCUCCCUGACCAGUUAACAAGCAGGGAGGGGGGACAAAAAAAAUUAAAAUAAAAAAAUAUUAAAAUAAAAAAAAUGUAAAUAAAAAUGCCCUCCCCCCACCCAGUUCACACACUCUGCAUUAUAUACACACUCUGCAUUAUAUACACAGAGUGUGUGUGUAUAAUGCAGAGUGUGUGUUUGUAUGAGUGUGUGUUUGUAUGAGUGUGUGUUUGUAUGAGUGUGUGUUUGUAUGAGUGUGUGUUUGUAUGAGUGUGUGUGUGUAUGAGUGUGUGUGUGUGUAUAAUGCAGAGUGUGUGUUUGCAUGAGUGUGUGUGUGUGUGUGUGUGUGUGUGUAUAUAUAUAUAUAUAAUGCAGAGUGUGUGUUUGUAUAAGUGUGUGUGUGUAUAUAAUGCAGAGUGUGUGUUUGUAUGAGUGUGUGUAUAUAAUGCAGAGUGUGUGUUUGUAUGAGUGUGUGUGUGUAUAUAAUUGUAAAAAUCACAGAAUUUCAUAGCCCCAAGUUUUACCCUCGACUUAUCCACGAGGCAUAGCAUAUUUCACAAUUGUUGGUCACAAAACUGCACUCGACUUAUACAUGAGAUCGACUUAUACACGAGUAUAUACGGUACCUCCAAAACUAUUAGAUUUUGAACACAAUGCAAAGGAUGUGUUUCAUUGUCAGUGGCGAAAGGUUAGCUAUAAACCUUUAAACCUCACUAGGUGCAUAGAUGAUUACCCGUUUCACAGACUUUACAUACCCUCCUAACUACAGCAGUUUGCACUGUGUUUUUUGUUUUGUUUUUUUCCCCGUUUUUUUUCUCUGGGUGACUAAUGGUUAAACUGUAGCUGCUAGCCUACUAACAAGCUCAUUGUUAAAGCUGUGGCAGAAGGUGCAUAGUGGUAAGUGAUCUUGCUUUGAAUAAUUUCAAAUAGAAAUGCAAUGGGGCAGGUUGGCCUGUUGCCUAGCAGUUCUCACUGCUUCACGUUGUUACGGCUUUCAAUAUAGGACUAAAAAAAAAAUGCAGUGUCUCAUGUUAUUAAAAGGAGUGGAAGCUUGAUUACUUAGUGACAUGCCCUACAUAAUCCUAGUUAAAUUGUGUUGUUUACUAAUAUUCAGUGACUUUACCAGCAAUAUCCAAUGGCAACAAUUAGCUCUUUCCAGCCAAUACUGUCCUUAUUCCUGAAGUAACAUGUAAAAUUUCCUGUAAAAAGUUAUUCAGUGAACAUGUACUAAUUCAGCUACGUGAGGUCAUAAAGCGGACUAAUUGUGUGUUUUUUGUUUUUUCUUAUAUAUAUAUAAUAUGUGUGCAUAAUAUAUAAAUGUGUGCAUGUGAGAGAACCUUCAGUAUAUGUUUCAAGUAGAUGUAUAUAUUUAUCUAAAAAAAAAAAAUCAUCAGACAACCACUAGCGGUGCUUUCUGGCGUUUCACUGAGUUUGACUCCGUAAAACGGCGCUGGACAUAAGGACAUCCAGCGUCAGAGAAAACCAUAGGAGAGCUUGAGCAUGUGUUAGUUCUGCACCAUCGGCUGACAUUGGAGGGGGCGGAGCUCAACGCUGAUUAAAAUUCGGCGCUGGAAUCGGGUAAGUGUAUAAAGGGAUGUUUAACCCUUUACAUUGCCUGUGGGGGCUGAGAAACACAUUGGUGUUGGGUAUACAUCGUUGUAUUUCUAACACUAAGGUGUUCCUUAAGUUUAUUUUUUUAAUGGUUCUCUCCGCAUAUCCCACCUUAAACCAAUAUCAAAAAACACAAAUUGACUGUGAUGUGCAUGUUUCACAGUUCUUUUCUGUAACACUUGUAGGCAAGCUUCAUGGAUGAUUUGAGUAGUUUAAAAUUUGGUUGGUUGGUUAAUAAUUUGGCCAAAUCAGUAGAAUAUUUGAAUUUGUGGUGGCAAUAAAAUCUGUACAUUAUAAUUAAAACAACCUUGCAGAUGUGCUCUAAUUGAAGAGGCUUUGCAGGUGUGUAGUAGAUAUGAUAAACCUUCCGACUCAGUCGUACUUUGAGCACUAUAGGUUUAAACUGGGCCAGCACCAUUUGUCUGCUUUUGCUCUUUUGUACAUGAAGCAAAUUGACACAUUUGUUAAGCACAAUCAUGAGUUGGACAGCAAGCAACGUUAAAAGAACUGUUAAUUCUCUAAUUACAGUUUCUCUUCCCUUCAUCCCAGCAAAUGUUGUGGAAGCACUUACUGCAGUAAGUAGUACUGCAGAGUGCAUGCUUAUUUCCACUUGAGUCAGCGAGUCAUGUCUCCCAAAAUUUUUACAGCUGGCUCCUGCAUUAUUAAAAUAAUUGUAUUGAUUACGUAAACCCUAGGGACCCCUUCUUCAUCAUCUGUAAAAGUUAUGUUGUUAAAUAACAAUCCUCCUUUGCAUCUGCAAAGGUACAUGUAAUACAGGGCUCGACAAAUCCCAGGUAGCCAUGGCGACUAGAAAAUUUGUUCUGGCGCCUGGGAUUUAAAGUCCUUUAACUGAAGGCAGGAUGAAGGAACAAUGAAGCCAGCCGGUCACCCUAAGGAGCAUGGAGGAAGAUCACUGCUCCCUCGCACACAGGAAUAGCAGCUCCACUGGACCCCAGGGAAAGUCCACUCAGCUCUCCCAAAGGUAGGGAGGCUGGAUGGAUUAAAAUGGAAAAUGUCAAUUUGUGUGUAUGUAUCUCUGUCAGUGUGUUUUUAGGUACCUGCACCCCUCUGAUCACGAGAGAGUUGCUUUUACUCACCUUCUCUCCCAUGUAGUGCCAGUUUUCCGUGGCAUGUCCUGCCUUCCUGGCUGAGAUAAUCAAUCUUUAAAAUCUCAGCUAAAUCAAUGCUUACCUAUAGGAAAGCAUUGGGAGGAUAUUGCGCAUGUUCUCUAUGGGUUACAUUCAGCACGUCCAUGCAGAGCGUGGAGACGCUGAACAAAGGUGCUGCAUACUGUGCAGCACUAACACAGGACUCUCUAGUGGCUGUCUGAGUGACUGUCACUAGAGGUUUUACUAGGUAGCAAUGUAAACACUACCUUUUCUCUGAAAAGGCAGCAUUUACAUUGAAAAGGCUACAGGGACAGGCUAUAGGCACCAGAACAACUACAUUAAGCCGUAUGACACUAUAGUGUCCUUAUAAGAAUUGUAUAUUUUUCGUAAAUUAAACUUGACUAGUUUAAAAAAAAAAAAAAAAACUGGCUCCUAGAUUCCAAAAAAAUUUGUCAAGUCCUGAUGUAAUAUAUACAUGUAUGUUCUUCUUAGUCUUUAGUAUUAUGUAGAACGUUUGACACUUUCCUUGGAGACUGACCCAGAAACAGGAAAUACAAUCUGUUAUAUUUUAGUCUCAGUUGGCUUUUGUUUAGGAUUUUAAAAAGGCAAAUACUGACUGUUGAGGUAUAUUCAGAGGUGUGGGCCUCUCUAGUGAUUCUGAUAAUGCUGGAGCAUCUCGGCAUUUGUCAUGUAGUUAGAUUUUGUCAGGCUGAAUUUUCUAAAUUGUGCUUUUAACUCAUGAUACAGAUAUGUGUUGCAGAAGGGAAAAAACAAACUCAAUGUAUAAUUAAGCUAGCUUUGCAUGCAGUUUGUAGAGUUGGACUGGGCUCUUAAUUAGUAGUUAAAUAACUGCCUUUGUUUUACUUUUAAAUUGUUGCUUGUUUGUUGAAAUAGUGUGGGUGAUUCCUAGAUAUAUAUGUAAUAUCUAGAUCGCAUAAAUAUAGCUGUGCUGUUUGAGUACUUAUAUUAAUGCUGUGCACGUGUCAAGGUUUUUUUAAUCGGUGACUUAGUGUGUGUGUGUGUGUAUAUUUUUUAAAUAUACCGCAAACCUUUCUAGUUGUUGUUGAUACAUAUAUAUCUAUAUGCAUGUGCAGAGAGUUGAAUGAAUUUGGUGUAGUUUUGCUCUGGUUCUGAAAGCUAAACAACUUGCAAAUAUCUUAAUUAAAGGAACAGCCCAAGCUCCAUAACUACUAUAGUAGUCAUGGUACCUGCACCCUCCACUGUAAGAAUUCUAACCAUUUUAGGAAUGGUUUGACAACUUAUGUGGGGUUCGACAGUCAUCAACUCCUCUAGAUCCCAAAACUCCUGUAACAAUCUUUAGCUGGCUUGCAUGAGCCGUCUUGGCUGAGAAUAUUGGCAGAGUGCUCUGUCUAAGCACUGCAUACUAAGGCAAGAUCACUGCAGGAGGAGGGGGCAGCCAGGACCCAUCAAACCCCAGGUAAGUUGUCAUUUUAAUGCUUUGACUACUUACCUUGGGAUAGCAUGUGGACACAAUAACAGUAGUGGGCUGUGGUGGUGAUGCUUGUUGGAGUAUCCCCAUAAAAAAACAAAAGAAAAAUGAAGCUGUUGUACCACCUAAUAUUAGACCGGACAGUUUUUGCAUUAAAAAAAGCCCUACUGAGUUAAUGUAGCUGUAUGUCUUUUACUUGUGGCUUGCAGUCUUGUACAUCUACAGAGCACUUGAAACCUGCCAUUUUCACUGAAAGUUUUGAAUCCUAUUCACUUGUGUGAAAGGCAGAUUUGUGUCUGCUCUGUACACUUACAUGGCUAUUGAAGCGCAUUUGUCACGGUUUAGGGUCUUUGCAUAAUUUGCAAAGAACCCACAUGGUGACAUUACCUCUCUGGGGGGGGGUGGGGGGCAGGCAAAGGUGAUAUUUACUUACCUUGACUAUGUCCCCUGCAUGCACCGGCACCUUCUUCCUGUUGCUGUUCUUUAGGUCCUGGUGCUUCAGCCUCCAUACCAAAGAGCUAAUUUCACUACAGCUGUCACUGGGGGAAAUGACCAGGCUUGGUGCAGCAGCUCUGCCUUGUGUCAAGCUUUGUCAGGCGAAGAAAUAAUACUGAAACAAAGUAGUCCCUACUGUCUUAGUAUAUCUUUUGUUUGGAAUUUCAAUGAAAUUGCAACAGUCAAUCUGAGAAGGUCAUAAAGAUUUUCUUUUCUGAAGUACUCAUUUUGAAGGGUGGGCUGUGACAGUGCUGCUUUAACCCCUUACGGACCAAACUUCUGGAAUAAAAGGGAAUCAUGACAUGUCACACAUGUCAUGUGUCCUUAAGGGGUUAAAUUAAAGGACCACUAUAGUGCCAAGAAAACAAACUUGUUUUCUUGGCACUAUAGUGUUAAUAGGUUCCCCCCCCCACCCUCAUGGCCCCUCUCCCACCAGGCUCUAUGGGAAGGAAGGGGUUAAUCACUUACCUUUCUCCAGCGCCGGGCUCUCUCGGCACUGGGGACACUCCUCCCUCUUCUGCCGAAUGCUCAUGCGCGGCAAGAGCCACGCGCGCAAUCAGUCAGUCCAUAGGAAAGCAUUCUCAAUGCUUUCCUAUGGACGCUGGCAUACUCUCACUGUGAGAAGCGCCUCUAGCGGCUGUCAACCCUAAUGUAAACAUAGAAGUUUCUCUGAAACUGCUAUGUUUACAGCAGGCAGGGUUAUCCCUAGAUGGAUUUGGCACCCAGGCCAUUUCAUUGAGCUGAAGUGGUCUGGGUGCCUAUAGUGGACCUUUAACCUUCUAACUACUGCAAUGAUUGCUGUUCAUCAUAGUGGUUAUGGUUAAAAGGAUCUCCUGGAAUGAAAAGCCUAACCAAUCUGCAGUUGCUCAGCUAUAAUAGAGUAGGGAACGUCUGCUUUAGCCUGUCCGGCUUGGGCUUAGAUAGCUUGGCUGUCAUAUGCCUAUGCGGCACUUUUGAAGGAAUGCUGGAGAACGAGUAUGUUCUCCUGCAGCAUUUCUCAGCAUAUGCCAAAGCCCUUAAUCUUUGUAUCUUGAGUUUAAGAAUAUAGUCCUGGUUGUUUGUCACUCCGUUUUUAUCACGUAGUGCUAGCUAUACCUAUUCUAGCAUUUCUAAUGUCUCAUAAAACUUCUAUUUUGACUAAGCUGAAAAGAGUAUUGCCAUUAACAGGUCAUUUCAGAGUUAGCUUAUCAGCUGUUUAACACAUCAUGCAGAGGAUUAUUCUAUCUAUUGGACAAAAAUGCUUACAUUUGAAUGUCCCUCUUUGCAAAGUCCAGACCCAUGCCCUCUAUCAGUAUAGCGAAGAAUGAAAACUUCUUGUCCAGGCCCUGGUCUGUCAGAACUUUUUAUAGAAGAAUUGGUGAACAACCAGUACCAUGCAAAGUCAUAUUCACUAACUCUUCAUAAAAAGCACUGAAAGAUUGAUUUGUAAGUAAAACUGAAAGCCAGUGUGUAUGGAAUAGGGUCAGAUAAGCAGUUUUCAUUUAUUUCUGUUGGUAAUUAAGAGACUGAGGAUUAGGGCUUGAUUGGUUUUCUUAUUCUUUAUGACGGAGCAACUUUGAGCAUUCAUAUAAAACCAGAUAUGGUAUAGUACCAUGAACUUUAUGUAACAAAGUUGUCCUGGUGUCUGGCGUGUUUCUUUUAGACCUGUGUAGAAUUUAUUCAAGAAAUAAACACUUUGCAUUUUCUUCCUGCUAUGUUAUAAUGCCGCUCCUUAUUUAGUUGUAGGUGCGUAUUGAUGGAGCUUUUUAAUUUGGGGAUCUUUAAGUGAUCAAAAAGGCAUCAUUAUGAAUAUAGACGAGUGAUUUAAAUUAUUUACUGGUGGCAGACUGUCGAACAAGUCAGCUACACAUCACCUGAUGCUGUAAGGCUCGCCUUAUGUUUAAUAUCCUGUGAUCUACAUAGAAUUUGGCUGCUGUCCACCAUUGUAAGUUAUGCCCCAUUGGUAGUGUGGUAGGAAAGAGGCUAUUGGGUUAGGUGCGUUUCUUAACAUUCUGUUUCAGGACAAUGUAGCACUGUCCGCAUAUUCUGUAACUUAACUGUCUACAGUUCAGUGUGUGUGUGUAUGUAAAUAUAUAAUAUAUAUUGCUAAAUACAAAUACACACACCAGUCAAGCUAUAAGACUUUAUUUUCCCACAGAAAUCUCACUUUAACAGUGCUCUCAUUACUGCAAGGGAUUCUGGGUAGGUGUAUGCAAAUGAGCUCAACAAAGAACCAGUUUUGCCUCACAAUUCCACUUUACACAUGGAUUCCUUGGCGUAUGUGUCUGCUGUAUACCCUCAAGAAAGAAAUCUGUUCCUGAGGAAUAGGUUUACUUUAAUUAAAGUCUGCCAGAAAUGCAUGACUUUUCAUAAUUGCAUAGUAAUUUAGGUUGGACAUAAGACCCAAGCUCAUCAAGUAAGUUAAAUCUCCCAUUUUGCGGCUAAUGCAAGAGAGGCAUAAACCCUUAAGGACACUCCAGGCACCAAUACAACUGUAAUGCAUUUGUUAUAUUUUGGUCUUUGCCUCGUAAUUCCACUUCAUACAUGGAUUCCUUGGAGUAUGUGUCUGCUGUACACAACAGCUUUGAAACACAACUCAGGAAGAGGAGCAAAGCCAGUCAACCACUCAUGGACACCUGUUUCGUUUUUUUUUCUCAUUUAUCUUUUUUAUUGAUGCAAAACAAAGGAUCAAACAGUUUGCAGCGCAGUUCAAUUUCGACAUGCCAUUUCAAUCACAGGCGCAGCUGUGGAUACCAUAUUCCAAAGAUUUGCCCCACAUAUUCCUCGUGCAAGUCUGGAGUCUUUUUAUCAUUAGGAUGGUAUGACCAUGGACUUUCCGCACCGAGGAGCGUUUAUAUCAUGUGCUAUGACUUGUCCUACGUUCGUGUUAUGUGUCGGUUCGGUGUGGGUAGGAACAGCUGCUUGUGUUACACAUCUGUUACGCUAGCUGCAUUGCAAUAGUUUAUAACUUUUAACUAGGGGAUGGGGAUGGGGUACAGAAGAAAAAGAAGGGGUAUGGGGGUGCCCUGGACAAUAGAUAUUGCAUUUUGUAGUGAUUUGUUGAAUGUGACCCUAAGUGUGAUCCUGUUGCCCCUGAUCAGCCUUUUAACUCUCAGCCGGCCAGCUGCUCCAUUCUCUGUCAUAUCUCUCACUACAGCCGUUUGCUCUGCUUGCCAUUUUUUCAUAUUGGCUAAUCAUGUCCAUUCUGUUAUUGAUAUUGGUUGCGGCUGGUGUUUGAUUGCUCUUCCAGCUGCCUGACAACAUUAUUUUUGCUACCGUGAGUAUGUUAAGAAUUACUUUUCUGUGUGGAUGGGAGGCAAUACCGGGUGCUAUGUGGAGAAUGUAGUGUUCUGGCUUCAUGGGUAGGGUGAACCCUGUUUUAUCUAGUAUGAGGGAGUGAACUUUUUCCCAGUAGUCUGUUAAUAGGGGGCAGGCCCAGAAAAUAUGGAUUAUGGUUCCCUCACUUGUGUUGCACCUCCAGCAUUUCCUGGACGUGCCCAGGUACAUGUGUGCUAGUCUUUGUGGUACCAGAUACCACCGCAUUAAAACCUUGCAGUAUGCUUCCCAGAUCGCAAGGCUUUGCGAAGCCCGUUUUGUGAUUUUCAGUGCUGUCAGCCAUUCUGCCCUGGGGAUCUGGAGUCCCAGGUCCCCUUCUCACUGUGUCAUGUAUGACAGCUUAUCAGGUGUUGUCGCGGUGAUCAGUGUUUUGUAGCAUGCUGACAGUGGCUUUACGUGCCUGGUGGAGAGUACCUGUGUCGUUGUUGUUAGGCGAGGUGUGAAGGAAUGACUGGUGAGUUUGCGGAUGUGCGAGUGUACUAUAUUUUUUACUGAGGUAUAGAAAGAUAUCCCUCGCUGGCAAGCGUAGAUCUUUUUGCAGAUCUGGAAAUAGCUUAACCUUGUCUCCUUCUAAGAUGUCCCGGACCUUAUGUGCACCUCCCUCCCUCCAUCAAUCCAUCUUCAGGUCAGGGGAGAAUAUUUCUAAUGUUGUCAGGGGUGCUGAUUGGAAGAGCGAUUUGGGGUCUACUAUGUGUGGGCUCCAUUUAUUCCAGGCCAUCAGUAAGAACUUUGUGCUCUGCAGCUGUUUUCCCGUCGCCACUCGUGUUUGCCCCCCCGCCCAUAGAAAGCUUGACAAAUUGUGGGUGUUCAGACAGGCACUCUCCAUUGCUAACCAUAUGGGGCGUCGGGGUGUGCGUGUGGGGCGCAAUAGACGGAGUCCCUGUGCUAGAGCGGACGCCUUGUAGUAAGCCUUAAUGUCUGGCAUAUUCAGUCCCCCAUGGAGUUUAGAUAUUGUUUGAGUGGUUUGAUGGUGUAGGAUGAGGGAGUUGUCCCUAUAGUACAAACAGUGCUUGUGAAUCAUCUGAUUUACUCCGGGCCUCUUCCUGUAAGCUUCUCCCAUCCUCACACAUUGAAAAAUUGAAGUGGAGUUCCAUAGUUUUCAGCUUUUAUACUUUGCCUUUAGAGCUGGUAUGCUAGAUGGGUGGGACAAUGAAUUCUCUAUGUGAAGAAUUUCCUUCUAGCAUUCCUUACAUUCUUUAGUCAAGAUGUACCUGGGUAAAAUAGAAAGUGUUUCUGAUACUUAUUACUGACAAAUCUAAACUGUUGGAGGUAUUAAACAUCCUAGAUAUUUUAUUAACUAAAUUAUGAAAUUAUAUUGUAAUAAUCUUAAAAUUACUUUAAAAGGAGAAACUUGCCCUUUAAAAAUUGUCCAUUCUUAUUGCGGCAAAUAUAAAUGUAUAGCAAUACAGCGAUUCUUGGAUCAUGUAUCUACAGCUUUUAUAUUGCUGCAGGUUUUGCGUUUCUUUCAGAUGUGUCAAACUCCAUAACUAUUAGUUUAUUGUUUUUGCAUUUAUUUUAUUUAGCAGUAUUCAGAAAGGCAGGAGCUCGCAAAGACUGAGCUAUACAUACAAACCAUCAAAGACACAAUGUGCUAUAACAGUAAUACAUGGCAUUAAAGCAGCUCUGUCAUUCAAUCAUUCACGUGUCCACCAGCUUAUGUAUCCCUCUUGCAAGCCCCUCUGAUCCGCUCCACAACAUUUGGUGAUCCCGACACCGGUGCGUCUUAAAUUUGAUUCCAUUGUGCUGGUCUUGCUGGGUCUCCUUCCUCUGUGUCACCAUCUCAUAGUUUCCAAUAUGGCAGCCAAGGGCAUGCAUGUGAUACCAGUACAUAGUAUCAGAACAGACCGUCAAUGAUUCACUGCUGCUUGGAAGGAGGUGAGUAACAAAUUGACAGCGUAUGACAGAACUUGACACCGGAUGUAUAGCUAAACUAAAUCUCCACCCUUUUUCAAGCUGCAGGUUAUAUAUAAGAAAAAAUAGUCCUUACUUUACCUUAUGUUGAACUUAAAACAUUUAAAAAAGAAUUUGGACAUUAAAAAAGUGACCUCUGCUUUAGGAUGCAGACAAAUUAAGGCAGUUUACAGCUACACAUCAGGAUUUGCUUUCACAGUCUGUUAACUGAAGAAAUAGUUAAGUUUGAUACUUAUUAGACAUCAUUUAAUUGAAAUGAAAUUGCAAUCCUUUUGUUUUAUUGUAACACAAGUUACACAUUUAAUUAAUUGGCCCCUUUUUGCUUUGCUUUUAGGGAUCACAGAUUAUUGGAUGGCACAGCUUUCAAAUCCCCUCUAAAUGAUAUUAAGACAACUAGCAGCCCCAGCACCUAAGUACACAUUUCCUAAGAAAUUUAGAGAACACGUAGAUUGAUAUAAUCUACAUUAAAAUCCUUUUGUGUGCAUCAAUCUUUGUCAUAAAGAAAACAAAAAAUUAAAAGUUACACAUUUAAUAUACUCUCCAUCUAAACUGUUUGGGUUUAUUUAAUCGUAUUGUGGAAAACCUCCCUUAAGUUUCUCUUGCACAACUGUAUAUAUCUCCAACACAUUACAAAUUCUUAAAAUAUUUCAAAUUUUAUUGAUGACCAGCCAGCUGGAGGAAGCACUUUUCUUUUCGGCUCAUCCUUAACCCCUUAAGGACCAAACUUCUGGAAUAAAAGGGAAUCAUUACAUGUCACACAUGUCAUGUGUCCUUAAGGGGUUAAGAAUAAUAUGUAUAUGAAGAUAUCAUCUCUCAGCAUCUUUGUCCCAUCUUGCUUCACAUAAUUUGAAUUAAAUGCUAUUCUCCAUGAUUCUUGUGCAGCUACUUUGGCCUUACAUUUGAAAUUUCCUUUGAAUUCCUGACCAUUCUUUAGUAAUCUGUAAAAACAGUAACAAGUUUAUUUGGUUUUGGCAUCUAUUUCUUCAGGUAAAAUAUAUACUGGAAUAAUCUAUUAUGUAUUUCAUAAUGUUUUAUCCACGCACUUUUAGAGUUACUCAUACACCUACUCAUUUGAUUGCUUCCGGUGCAGCAGUAACUGCAUCAUCUUAAUUCACGAUAAUAGAACUCCUCACUACUCUGAUUCAGAGUAAUUAUUUCUAGUCAUUGGUAUCCUGCUGUGGACUUCUUUCAGCUGUCAUUCUCAGAUGGCAAGUUUCUUAUUUUUAAUCUAGAAUGCAUUAUUUUCUCAACUAGAAAAGGCCAGUGUCACAGACAUGGAUAUGCUUAAUUUAAGUUUCCCCACUUUGGACAAAAAUGUGUGAUUUACUUGUUAGUCCUCUACAAUUUGUGGUUUACUAAAUAACCCUCCUUGAUUUUGGAGUUCCUAAAAUGCACUGCAUGUUUGUUAAUGGCAGAGAAGCAAUGUAUGCUUCUGAGUUGUGAUGUUAGGUGGUAAAUAGAAAUCCUUAGAAGAACACUCCAUUUAAGAGUGUUUUUUUUUUAUUUUUUUAUUUAGUAUAUUUAUUCGCAAAGAAAACAUGCAUGUAGAGGAGGGUGGGCAGGGAAAGGCAAUUCUGGGAUUGGAUACCUGUUGUCAGCAUGCUGUGCGUGCAGCCGUCCAAUAUGCACAUAAACGAUAUUAGCCAGUUUGGGACUUUUGUUCCACAUUAACUAAUGACACCCCAAAGAGGCUGCUAGAGGUGGCGAUACACCUUUGGCAUUAAAGGUGUUAAACUCUGCAUGUGCAGUACUUCAUAGCGAAACACCGCACAUACAGACUCCAGGUACCAUAACCACUUUAAAUCACUGAAGUAGGUAUGGAGCUUGCAGUAACGCUUUAAAAGAAAAUCAUAUUAAAGGUUAACACAGUCUUAUUUAGUUCUUAUUUCCAGAGAAUUGACAGUGCUCCUUAAAGGGACACUAUAGGCACCCAGACCACUUCAUCUUAUUAAAGUGGUCUGGGUGCAGUGUUCCUGUCCUUUUAAUUUCUUCAUUGCAGAUUUAAGGGAAAUUGAAAUGUUUAUAUUAAAGUGUUAAGAUUGCCCCUAAAGGCUGUCUUCUAGACAACCACCAGUUUAAUUCUGUGAAACGACACGUGACAUCACGCGUUGCAUGAGUAUGUCCAGCGUCCUCUAAAUCCACAUGGGAGUGUAUUGAUUCAGUGCUUUCCUAUGGGGAGUUUUUAACACUUAAAUUGCUGUGGCGGGCGGCCUGGGAAGAGGAAUUGAUGUGCCCCUUUUGCAGGUACUACUUCUAAAAAGAAAAGUUGCCUGUUUACAUGCCAGUUUUUGCCCUUUGGCUGUCAAGGAGAUCAAAUUACUUUAUACUUGCAGAUUGACUUGGCAACACAGGUUUUUCUACCUCCAGAUUUCUAUUCCAUAUAUCUGAAGAAUGUGAAGGACUAAUAAAAAUAUUUUUAUAUUUUUGCGUAACAACUGUAAGUGGGUCAUUAAAAGAGCAUUCUAAUUAAAAUAAAUAAAAAUAAAAUUGGGACAUAAUUAUAUAUUAUUGAAUUUAUUUAUCUCAAGGCUAGAUGCAUGACGAUUGCAAAAUGUAAACAGCAGGGGCAUUAUCUAAUACAUCUAAUACAAGUAAUUUUAGGGCUUUGUCACAGGCUUUGUCAAAAUGCAAAGGAAAAACAUAAAUCACUGUUUAGUCAAUAUACACACUUAUGAAAACCUCUUAAAAAAACAUUCCUUUGGGUGUAUGUAUGAAAGCAGCAGAUCUCUUGUCUGCAGACUUUACAAGCCCUCCCAUUCUAAGCCAGCCAAGGCUUUCUAUGGCUGUCCAAUCACAGACUUCCCAAUGUGGCUCAAUAAGAAGUCUUUGCAAGAUUAGUGCUCUAUUCAAGUGCCUGGCUUUUACAUUUACUCCACUGAGCUAAACAAAGGGGUAGUAGGAACAUGACCAUUAGUCUGACAGCUAGGGAGUGUAACAAGGUUAACUUUGAAAUUUUCACUUUUUUUAAAAUGAAAGAUGACACACUGUUUACAUGUAUUUCAGCAAGCUAAAGUUUGUGAGGAGUGUCCCUUUAAAGUGGACAGUUUUUUUUGUCCAGCACUUACAUCCUCAUGAAGUUGCUCAUGAAAUAAACAAGGGCUCAACAAAUCCCAGGUCGCCAUGCUGACUUGGGAUUUUGCCCUGGUGCCUUUUUUUUUAUUUUUUAUAGCCCAUUCAGCCACCAAGGUGCCAGCUGAGGGAGAACAGAGGCAGUUGGCUCCGGGAGAGCAGAGUCCGCAAGGUAGCGUCAUCUUCCUACUCUGCUCCCUCACGCGUUCUCCAGUGAUGCCGGGAGUCGGAAUAUGAAGUCCCUCUGGCCCUGGCAUCACUAAACAGCGCUCUAGAUAGCAGAGCAAGAAGAUGACAGCAGCCCCACUAGAGCCCAAGGAAAGGAUCCGCUCCAGCUCUCCCAAAGGUAACAAGACUGGGUAGAUUUAAAUAAAAGUAAAAAAAAAAAAAAAAAACGAUUUGUGAAAGCUAGAGAAAAAUGUUAGUGUUGCAGUAUCAGUAUGUGUCUCUGUCAGUGUGUCUAUUAAGAGUAAUCUGUGCCAACCCAGUGCUUUCCCAUAGGAAAGCUGCUAAGCGUGGAGACACUGAACGUAGGUGCUGCACACUGUGUAGCACUAACCCAGGACGCACCUCUCGAUGCAGUCUGUCACUAUAGGUGUUACUAGGCAGCAAUGUAAACAGGCAGUGUUUACAGUGAAAAGUGUGCAGGGACAGGCUAUAGUCAUCAGAACAACUAGCUUAAACGGGUGGUUCUGUUGACUAUAGUGUCCCUUAGAGAAUUGUAUUUUUGACGUUGUAAAACCUCCUAGAUUCCAAGCAAAUUUGACAAUUCCUGCAAUAAACAAUGGUUAUUGCAGAAUAUGUAUUUAAAAACAAACCCUGCCCUCCUUAGCUCUGUUCCUUUUGUCUCGCUUGCAAGAUGAAGUGAGAGGCCCCAACAAGAUAUUUUUUUUUUUUUUAUAAACGUCUGUGCAAUUUAUUUCACAUUAUAGUGAGUGAGGCCACUUGUGCAGCAUGUUCACUCUGGAAGGGGAGGGGCAAGUGUUGUAUUGAUUUGUGCAAGCUAUCAGUUUAGACUUUCAAAUGUAUGAGCUUCUGCUUCCAGCCCCACUAAAUGUGACAUGCAAGACCACUUUCUGGGUCAAUGUGACAGUCAAGUAUGCAAAGAAAAUAGCCAUGUGUGUACUACGAAAUAGUCUUGUAAAGUGGCUAUGGGCACUGUAAUUGCUUCAUGUUGUCUCAAGUCCCCUGGCACCAAAUUUCUUUUUAGUGUUAAACCGUUUUAAUGUUUAAAUGCUAAACAAGGGUCCCCAGCAGUAGUUCUCCUCUGUAUUGGUUAGGCUAAUGAGAGAGAUUUAGCCUCAGCAGUGAGGGUGGCGAUUGGCUGAGAUUAUCUGAUUGAAACUGCCCAUUUCUGGUAUGGAUUGGUAUUUGUAAAGGGAGACACUUGACCCCUAAAGCAUGCCAGCUUGCUAAAGUGCUUUACGUGUGAAGAAUGUUUUUUUUUUUUUUUUUUUCUUCAUUUCCUUCAUUCCCUCCCUCCUCAAGAGACAGAGAUGCAUUGUACAACUAUAUCACAAUGAGGACCAUUCAGCACAUAAUGGGACACUCCUCUAAUGGCUGUUUGAGGUACAACUAUUAGAGGUAUCUUCAGACAGAAAAUAGUGUUCAUAAAUCAGAGGGUGCAGGGACAGGCUCUCUAAAUCAAAACCACCAAAAUAAGCUUUAGUGGUUCUGGUACUUUGAGUGUUCCUUUAAAGCACUGCUUGUUACAAAAACUAUCAUAAUGUUUCCUUUGUACUUGAGUCAUAGGUCUCUGAUAGUGUUUAGAGUAGACUUUGUUCUGUGCAGUGUCAUAAAGCAUAAUGUUUUCACAUAUCCUCAAGCUAUAUUACACUGUGCAUUCCUUUAAUGACAUCACUGAAAUCAGAUUUGUUUGGCCAUGUUCAUGAUUUUAAAACGUGUGUAAAAAUGUUUACAAUAUUUUCAAUAUAGCCAAUUGUGUUUGACUGCAUCUCAGUAGAAUCCCAGCUAGAUGAACACAGGCUUGCUAUCAAAAGUAGUGUACAACACUGGGGAUGUUUUAUUUUAUUUAUUUAAAAAAAAAAAAACAUUCACAUGCAAUGCUGUAUAUGCUCUUGUAUUGUACACAGAUGAGAAUUACGUUCUAUUCCAUCGGUUAUAAACUACUAAGUGAAGGCAUAGUAUACCGUACAGGAAUAUUGCCUAAGCAACUUAAAUGGACACUCCAGGCGCCCAGACCACUUCUGCCCAUUGGAGUGGUCUGGGUGCCAACUCCCACUACCCUUAACCCUGCAAGUGUAAUUAUUGCAGUUUUUUUAUAAACUGCAAUAAUUACCUUGCAGGGUUAACUCCGCCUCUAGUGGCUGUCUGCUAGACAGCCACUAGAGGACACUUCCUGCUCUAUAGCACAGAAAACCUGUGUGAGGACCUCCAGCGUCGCUCAAUUCCCCAUAGGAAAGCAUUGAAAAGCAUUUUCAAUGCUUUCCUAUGGGGAGCUCUAAUGCACUUGCGCGGCAUUGCCACGCAUGCGCGUAUGGUCUCCCCGGCCGGUGGGCGGGAUCAGUCUUGCCCACCGGCCGACGUGAUGACUGGGAGGAGGGACAUCGGCGGGGUCUCAGGUAAGUGACCUGAAGGGGUUUUCACCCCUUCAGCUACCGGGGAUUGGGAGGUGGGAGGUAGAGGGGACCUGCAGUGCCAGGAAAACGGAUUGUUUUCCUGGCACUGGAGUUUCCCUUUAAGACUGUUAUAUUUGAAAGCUGCACUGUCACAUUUUCUGAUGUUUCUUAAAGAUGAAAACACCAUGAAUCUUUCAUUGACACUUCAGCACAAUCGGUUACGUAAGACGAAGUAGGGAAUGCCUUGUUUUAUGGUAAAGUGUGAUGUUGGCAGUGGUUGACAAAAGGUGGCGCUUUCAUGUCAAUUAAUUUCCCACAACCUUCACUAGUGAUAGCUGUUGAAGAGGCAUAUUCUUAAAUAUUGCUCAAGUUGCUCUUUGGAGCAUAUUGUGGGUUUGCCCAUAGAUGCCAAAAAUAUGAAGACUGCAUCGCUUUACCUUCUAGUAAUGUGUAAAUGUUGCAUUUCCAAGAAAAUAUAUUGUAUUUUAGAAGAGGUGUUAGUUUUUUUUUUUUUUUUUAAAGCAACAUUUUACUGUGGGGUAUUUAAAGCUUGAUUCCUAAAACUAUUGUCCCCACCACCCCUUGGCAGGUUUAGAGUGAACUCGCCUUAUUUCGCCUCCUCUAACAUCGUGAGGGGGAGCCGCGUGCGUGCAUUCAUUAGGCCGUCCCAAUAGGAAAGAAUUGAAUUAAUGCUUUUGAUUUGCACAGCGGGAGGACGUCAGUGUAGUAUCACGGAGUUAAACUCUGUGAAAUAGCAGAAAGCAGAAGUAGUGGCUUUCCUGUAGACAGCUAAGAGAGACUGUAUUUCCCCUGCAAUAUAAACAUUGCCGUUUCUCUGAAACAGCAAUAUUUUAGUUUGAGGGUUAAGGGUACAGAGAGAGUGCACACAGACCACUUGAGAUGGUGUGUUCUGGGUGCCUAUAGGGACAACACUAAAUGAAACAUUUUUAGUAUAUUGUGCAGUAGUUUUGAAUAUAAAAAACCAAAACCCUCCUCUCCAGUAUGCAAACUAGAACAGCAGAGGUUGAAAGUGACAUUGCUGCUUAUUCACCUGCUUGCUUUAGUUUGAGUAUUUCACUUCAUUAGAUUUGACAGGUCUGUCCCACAUUGCUUCUCCAGCUUUAAUGCUACAAUACAUGUACUUUUUUGCUAGCAUCUCUUAAGAGCUUGAAUAAAUGUUCAGUGUUUGCCUAAUAAUUCUACAGUUAAAGGGACACUAUAGUCACCAGAACAACUACAGCUUAUUGGAUUUGUUCUGGUGAGAAGAAUCAUUGCCUUAAGGCCUUUUGCUGUGAACACCAUCUUUUCAGAGAAAAUGCAGUGUUUACAUUACAGCCUAAUGAUAACUUCACUGGCCACUCCUCAGAUGGCUGUUGGAGAUCCUUCCUGGGUCAUGGCUGCCUGAAAUGCAUCUAAACAUUCAGUGUUUCCUUCCUCUGCAUGCAGACACUGAACUUUCCUCAUAGAGAUGCAUUGAUUCAAUUCAUCUCUAUGAGGAGAUGCUGAUUGACCAGGGCUGUGUUUGAAUUGUGCUGGCUCUGCCCCUGAUCUGCCUCUUUGUCAGUCUCAGCCAAUCCAAUGGGGAAGCAUUGUGAUUGGAUAAGGCUACCACUUCGUAAUUCUAGUCACGGGCUCCCAAUUUACAUUGUUCAAAACGUAAUAUACAUGUUCAUUAUGUAAAGCUUCCUUCUAAUUCUGAAUGGUUUUUAUUGGCACAGGACAAAUUACUAUACAAAUUGUCAAGACUUAUUUUUAUUGCAGGAAGUGUUUCAUUGCUUUUCUGAUGCACCCUAGAUGCUAGACUUUGCACUGUCUAUAGUUUAGUGUUAAGUUGUACAUACUGCUGUCAAAACGUGUCUUCUGUUUUUACAUUUCUGGCAUUUGCAAAGCACUGACCUAGAUGUGUUUCUUUCCAAAGCAUAAACUUGAAAAGUGGCGUUCAACAUUUUUUUGUUUUUGUUCCACCAUCAAUUAUGCUGUAAGGCAGUAACCAGCUGAACCUGGAUAUUUUUAGAUUUGCUUUCACAAAAAUGACUUUCAUACGAAAAUGUGAAUGAGUCUUUUUAGAAGACAUGAGAGUUCUUAGUCUUUGUAUUUGCUUGCUAGGGUCCACUCCGCAGUGAUUUCCCUGCAGGUGAUGGGGCCUCUUUGUGGCCAUGGUAACUUUGUUGCACCUCAUUAUUCUGACAUAAUGCCUUUUGGGUAGUGCAUAAUGGUGAAGCCUCAUUCUUUAACAGCUGCUCUACUAUGGCUGUUAUUUCUCAUUGAGAAUGGGGGCACUGUACCCAAACAUGUAUUUCAACCUUUGUUGGAUAGGAGUAAAGUAAGAGGUUUUUCUUCCUGAAUUGGUUGGUAUUGUAAGGCUUUUGUCUAAUUCAAUUAAUACUACCGGUAUGAAUUUCACACUGGGAUGUAGUAUAAUGUGCUAGGUUUACCUCUUGUACCCCACUAUGGCUGCAUAUUCCUUCUAUGUUACAAAAUUAUUCACACAAUGAUGGGAGUAGCCUCCAGUUUACUUAUAUAUUGCGUUAAGUGGUUGUUUUUUUUUUGUUUUUUUUUUAUCCCAUACUCUUGUUCAGAGUUGCUUAUGUAAUGUGGAAUGUAGCCUUCAGCUGCAGUUCAUAUAGGAUGAGUGGAACUCUACAAGUCAGUGACUGCCUUGCCUCAGCAGUAGUUAAUUAUACAUAGCCCAGUUCAUUUUGUGAAUAUAACUUUGUGCAGUGAGACCCAGAGCUGCCAGCUGCAUAGAGAGGAAAUGGGGUAGAGGUGUGUGUGUGUAAUAUAUUUGAAGUCAUUGAUCCAGGAGCAGUUAUGUAGAUGCAGGAGUUUUUACAAAUACUUAAUGUUAUAAGCCACUGUGUGCCGUGACACACUGACACGGUGAUCCUAGGCUAGUGCUCAGUUCAUAAAGGUUAUUAAAGAAUCCAGUUUCCUUAAUUGCUUCACAGUCAGUGGUGAUGGUAGGAGCAUAUUCAGAUUGGGAGAGUUCCAACAUGGAGCAAUAAGUGAUGGAGAGAUCUGUAAUGGCAUUCCAAUGUGGGACCAGUAUUGUAGCCCUUAACCAACAGAGUCCAGUAAACAGAUUUGCCAGUGCCAUUUAGCUUUACAAGGGCAGGCCUAUCUCAAAAUUAUUUAAAGGAACACUCCAGUGUAACAAUUCAAUUUUAUAUGUAUAUAGAUGGUCCAUACAUUGUUAAACUGGUAAAUUAAUAAGGAGAUCUGCACACCAGUCAAGCCAUAAGACUUUCUCUUCCCACAGAAAUCUCAAAUUUGCAGUGAUGUUACUACUGCAAAGGAUUCUGGCUGGGCAUAUGCAAUUGAGUUUAAUAAAGAAUUACAUUUUUGCCUCAUGUUGCAUAUGCCCACCCAGAAUCCUUUGCAGUAGUAACAUUACUUACCUCUGAUCUAACGACGACAGGGUCUCCUUGCUGAACUAGUAAUGACACCGCACCCAAUCCAGUGCUUCUCACAGAGAAGUAUUGGGAUGCAGGGCAUUGAAUCCAGUGCUUCUCAAUGAGCUACCUGACAUUUGUUUUGCGUAUGUAGAAGAACACUCCCCCAACUAUCUGAUUAAUGGGCAGCCGAGAGCAACUGACAUGUUUUGUGUCGUGCCAUUUUUUUUACCCUUACAAUGGCUGAUAUAUACAGUGACCUGAUUAGAAAAUGGUUCCCUACUCUGUCAGCAUUCUGUACUACAGAACUUGCAAGUAUCCCAUAUUCAAAAUAUGCAGGAUAUACUCUUCCUCAAACAUCUCAUUUUCACACUACUCGGAGACACAUCCACAUACAAUUAAACAAAAGUAUCGUUUUCUCAAACUCCAUCACUUUCAACCUGUGCCCUCUGCUUCUUCAGCUCAUAUGAUGCCUAAUUUAUGCUACAAUGUAUAUGUACGUAUACACAUGUACAAACACUCCACACUGGAAUAACACGUUUAGUCAGAAACUCUGACUGCUGCAAAAAGUUUGACUUGGGGUACUAGAUUUUGAUUCACUUUUGGUCCUUGUUAAAGAUCUGGAUGUGGCUUUGCCAAUCAGGAGGCUUUUGUUCUGUUCCGUGCAGUCUGAUGUUUUCCUAUAAGUUUUGCCUCACACCUUACUGACCAAUCCAUUCUUAUUGCCCUGUCUCAGGAAUGAUUUGGUCAGUAAUUGAUGGGAAUUUAUAUAUGGUACACAUGCCGUACAAAUAUUUGGGCAAGCAGAGGAUAUUAGACUCUGAAAUGGGCAAGCUUAUAGUUGCAGAUGUAUUCUAAAAAUAGCUUUAUAUGUAAACACCUGUUUGAAGGGACCAUAAGUUACGCAAGGAGCAUAAUUUAUGAUGCUAGGAAGGUCCCUUUAAGGGUAAAAACUAUUUCAUUUUUGAAUAAGUUACACUGUUGGCAACCAGAAAGUAUUUAGCAAAAUUUUCAAUGAGGUGUGUGCGUUGAUAAAAUCUUGGGAGUGGUGGUUACUGAUUGUAUAGAGAGAACUCCUGUCUUGUUGUUAAAGGACCACUAUAGUGCCAGGAAAACAUACUCGUUUUCCUGGCACUAUAGUGCCCUGAGGGUGCCCCCAUCCUCAGGGACCCCCUCCCGCCCGGCCCUGGAAAGGGGAAAGGGGUUUAAACUUACCUUUUUCCAGCGCUGGGCGGGGAGCUCUUUGCCUCCUCUCCUCCUCCAUUCCGCCCCAUCGGCUGAAUGCACACGCGCGGCAAGAGCUGCGCGCACAUUCAGCCGGUCGCAUAGGAAAGCAUUUACAAUGCUUUCCUAUGGACGCUGGCGUGCUCUCACUGUGAAAAUCGCAGUGAGAAGCACGCAAGCGUCUCUAGUGGCUGUCAAUGAGACAGCCACUAGAGGAUUAGGGGGAAGGCUUAACCCAUUAAUAAAUAUAGCAGUUUCUCUGAAACUUCUAUGUUUAUUAAAAAAUGGGUUAACCCUAGUUGGACCUGGCACCCAGACCACUUAAUUAAGCUGAAGUGGUCUGGGUGCCUAGAGUGGUCCUUUAAGGUAACCUAAAAAGAGUAAAGCUUUAAUGCUUUAUGAAGUUAUAUAUUUGAUGAAUAUGCAAUUCUAAACUAAUAGAUUUUUUCCUAUCCGACGUUGUCUGUUCUUUCUGUUAUAAUAUAUGCUGUGUGAAUGCACAUAUAUUUGUGACUAGGAAGUAUGUGAUGGUAGCAUGUAGGCUCUCUAAUUUUAAUGCUAAAUGUGGGAUAAGCUGUUUAUCCACAAUAGAGCGCAUAUUGGUUUAUUUCAUAAACAGACCGCUGUAAGCAGUACGCACUCUGAAGCAGCGUUUCCUAGACCGGAUGUGGAGUAGAUGGAUGAAGCAGUGGAAAUGUGAUCAUGUGAUUGUGGUGAGAGUUGAGUUUGACUGGUUAAUCUUAACUUUUUUUUUUUCCUCUCUCUUUGCAGUGACUAUUUAUUCAAGUUGCUUCUGAUUGGAGACUCUGGUGUGGGAAAGUCUUGCCUUCUGCUCAGGUUUGCAGUAAGUAUCCUUCUAACCUAUUUUUUUUUUUUUUGUAUGUGUUUAUGUAUUGCACCAACAAUGUGACAGAACAACUUUAACACUUAUAGAUCUAUCUGGUAUCUCCCUUUGUUUCAGAGCAGCAUGAAUUAGUGCUGAAAAAUAUAUAUAUAUUUUUUUGUACAUGCUAAUCAAUAUUAUACAGUACCCACACCUUUUUUCGGACAUAUAUUCACACUUCAAAAUACUCUGUAUCCCAGAUUUAUCCUGUUGAAUUGACAUCUGAUGUCUGUACAUGCAUUUGGAAUAAAACACACUAAUUAUUUUAUUGGAACCAUGUUGAGAUUAUUGCUGUAUGAUCAGGUGCACCCUGGGUUAAGUAUUUAUUGGAAAAUGUGUAGACUUUGGAUAUGAAGUCUUUUUUUUUUUUUUGUACAUUUUGGUAUUUAAAUGAAGGUAAUUUGGUAUUAAGAGGCUUAAUAAGUAAGAAGCUUUGUCCACAGCAUUACAUCAGCAGCCUAGCCAUUCAUACGAGGCAGAGUUGGUUUGUGUGGUUGUAAUUUUUAUUUAUUUAUUACACUACUAUCUAUCAAUAUCCACUGUACUUGGGUUUCUAUAGUAUAAGGAAUACAAAACUGUAAAAAGAAUUUUUAAAAAACACCCUUUAACACUUAUCCUAUUCCAGCGUCGUUCUCACUCAGUGCUGGGUCGGUUCUCCGAUGCCAUCUGAUAGAGGUGGAGGUUAAUGCGCAUGUGGAGUGAGUGCCACAAGCGCAUGUGGAGUGAGUGCCACAAGCGCAUGUGGAGUGAGUGCCACAAGCGCAUGUGGAGUGAGUGCCACAAGCGCAUGUGGAGUGAGUGCCACAAGCGCAUGUGGAGUGAGUGCCACAAGCGCAUGUGGAGUGAGUGCCACAAGCGCAUGUGGAGGAUGUUAACCUCUCCCCUUGGAAAAGCAUUUCUGCAAUACUUUCCUAUGGGAACUUAACUGACGCUGGAUGUCCUCAUGCAGAGAGUGAGGUCAUCCAACAUGAUUUACGUGACCAAAAGUCGCUUAAUUACCAGGGCUACUGGGGUCUGUCAGGCACCAUUUCCUGCCUCUUCUACCAAUGCCAGAAACGCAAACAUUCUGAAGCAUAACAUCCGUUUGCUUGCCUAAGAUAAACCCUGUAAUGUAAGUCUUUGCACAUUGGAUGAGAAUGAUCAGCUGACACUGUCAGCCAAUGACCUACUAAUGGAAGUUCCUGCUUAGGAACAUGCAUCUCUCUGGCAGACUCUAGGUAAAAAGUGAAACCAUUCUAAAACCGUUUGACUACUUUCAAUGUGGAGAACUGUAGUGGAUAUGGUGCUUGGGAUCUUUAAUCUUCGUAUUACAUUAUUCCAUGCCCAUGUAAAUGUACUUUGGGCAAAACAUGGCUUCGCUUUACAGUUGUUUUAUUCAACAACAGUUAAACAUUUUCAUGCCGACUAAAUUGGAAAGAUGGCAUUUCAAUCAGGGCCAGCGCCACCGUAAUUUAGGCAAACUAGUCAUUCACCUAGGGCACCGGCCUGCUUGGGGUGCCCACCAGGAUAUUUCCUGGUGAGUUACCCCUGUCUUGGGCCGCAGAGCUGGGUGAACGGCUCUUGAGUCGCACCCCCCAGCCCCGGGCCGUUCCUCCAGGUGCCCGAAAGUGGGGGUGCCCAGGGGAGCCCUUUCACAGGAGGGCACCCUUGAAGCUGUCCUUCAGUAUGGCAGAACUGAGAAAUGCCGGCGGAGAUGGGAACAGGAGGCAAGCGGCUGUAUUGUGGGUGGCGAAGGAGGCUGUUUUUGCAGCUACUCACUUCUCCCUUGCGCGGGCCUCUGUGAUGCCGUGAGCUGGAAAAUGGCGUCAUUGUGGCACCGGCCACUAAACAGCGCGUGGGAGGAGUGAGAAGAUGCCCCAUACUCGACCGCAGGGAGGCUGAAUUUGCCUCAAAAAUACAAUUGUGAGUCUGUGUGUUUAUCUGUGUGUCUGUCUGCCCGUGAGUGCGUCUGAGACCGAGUCUGGUCGUCUUAUGUAUUCAAUGCGUUUGGCGAAUUUAAUUUAUAAUUUACCACAGUAAUAAAUUAUGUAUUCAAAAUGUACAAUGUAUGUAUUAGGCAGUAUGUGUGUGUGUAUGGAUGCAUGUAUUGGGCAGUGUGUGUGUGUAUGGAUGCAUGUAUUGGGCAGUAUGUGUGUGUGUAUGGAUGCAUGUAUUGGGCAGUAUGUGUGUGUGUAUGGAUGCAUGUAUUGGGCAAUAUGUGUGUGUGUAUGGAUGCAUGUAUUGGGCAGUAUGUGUGUGUGUGUAUGGAUGCAUGUAUUGGGCAGUAUGUGUGUGUGUACGGAUGCAUGUAUUGGGCAGUAUGUGUGUGUGUACGGAUGCAUGUAUUGGGCAGUAUGUGUGUGUGUGGUGGGCAGUGUGUGUGUGUGUAUGGAUGCAUGUAUUGGGCAGUGUGUGUGUGUGUAUGGAUGCAUGUAUUGGGCAGUGUGUGUGUGUGUGUAUGGAUGCAAUGUAUUGGGCUGUGUGUGUGUGUAUGGAUGCAUGUAUUGGGCAGUGUGUGUGUGUGUGUGUGUGUGUGUAGAUGCAUGUAUUGGGCAGUGUGUGUGUAUGUAUUGGGCAGUGUGUGGAUGCGUGUAUUGGGCAGUGUGUGUGUAUUAGGCAGACCUAACUGAAAACCAUAUGGCAAAAUUUAGGCCAAAAUGACUGAUCUAGAAGAAUUCUCCAGUUCAGCUGUUUUUGCUUAGACUUUGCAAUUUGGUUUUCAGCUCACUGCAAUUCAGAGUUUAGUGAAUAAACCUCUGUGACAUUGUAUUUGCUUUCAUGAGGGGGCAGCAAAAUGGAUCUUUGCCAAGGGCGGCAGAAAUCCUUGCACCGGCCCUGGGUUCAGUGACACUGUCAGGUUUCCCUUGCAGUGUUCUUCAGUUUUAUAAUAUAGCACUUUAUGCUAAUGCAUGCAUUGGGAUCUGAAUGUGCCAAUUCCCAGGUAUGUAUGGAACGGUGUUAAAGCUUAAGCAGAGCUAUAUUCACACAGGGUACUGUGAAAAAUUAUUUGGGUCUAUUUAUUUGCUCGUACAGAGUGUUUGCUAAGAAGCUCUGGGACUUGAUUCACUAAUGUGUAAUUUGUCUGGAAUUCAAAGUAAAUCUAAUUGUGUGUUUAUUUUUUUUAUUUUUAUUCCCCCAAUUUAGUUUCUAAUUCACUUUUCCAUUUGUUAAACCCAUUUUGUAGACUAGAUUUAGACAAAUUCCUUUCCUAGGUAGAAUUGACAUUUGUCUUGAAGAGGUUAAUGUUUGCAUCCAAGUGAUGUAUAUGGUUAUUUUUGUAAACACAAUCCGAGAAGGAGUAAUGUUUCCACGAAUGGGAAGGUAACCUAGAUCCUAUUAUGUUCUCUAGAUCAGGUGCCAGUUCAGCUAUGAAUAAUUUAAUAGGCAGAGCGAAAAUACAAUGAGCAACGUAUUAUAGCCACUAGUUCACCUUUUAACAAAUUAUGUUUUGGAGUUUAUAGUGUUUAGGGACAAAUUUAAGAACAGAUGACAAAAUAUUUCCAUAUCUAUUUAGCUGGCUGUACCCAUCUGCUCACUGGAACAACGUUUUUCUGAUUACCAAGAUUUUUGAUUAUUAUUUUUUUUUCUUUAAAUGCAUGUUUUACAGUGUUUCUUGGUAUUGUUUUACACUGGCUAUAUCCUUGUCUUCUUGCUUCAUUGUGAAGUGAAGUUUAAAUGUGGGAGAUCUGUUCAGUAAAGGGAGGAACCAUUGAGUAGCAUUUUAAUAUUUCAAAAGAGACUCUGAUGUAUUUGCUUUCAGCCUAUGUUAGUACCAGCUGUAGUUCUUUCAGACAGACUGAUCAGGUCCUACUUGGGAAUCUCUGUUCAAGUAGUUUCUAAGUCCAUCUUUUUGCUCCAGCACACCAUAUCAAACUCCCUGGGGUCCUUUUGGCCAGGGGGGAGGAGGGGAGGCAUGUGCUGACUGAGACUACAAUCGCUUAAUCAUGCUUUCUGAUAGGCAAUGAUCAUACUUGGACAGCUGUCUGUCUCAGACUAGCAUCGGACAAUGACCACUACGAAGCCAUACAGUAUACCAGCACUGAUGCACAGCUUUGGGUUGGAAAGCAAAUGGAGUGUGGUUUGUGAGAAUACAUUGGUUGCCUGCGUAGUGUAUGUGUAUUCUUUUUUUUUUUCCUGAAUGGUGUGCUGUGUUCAUCUCCAUGUCCUGAGGGUGCUCCAUUUCCUUGCCUGCAUCAUGGUGUGGGGGGUAAAGUGUAUAAACCCUCUGAAUGUUUGUGGGAACAUUUGCCAGUAAUAAAAAAAAAAAAAAAAAACAGCAUGCCAAUAGGUGUAAUUAUUAUUUUUCCCCCUCUAUAAAUGGAGUUUUAAAACCUCUUAUUUUCUGCUAUAUGAAUCUAGUUAAGCAUUUUCUUUACUUUUCCCCUCCUCCAAUACUGAAGUAUUUACAUGGAGCACUGUCCCCCCCCUCCCCCCCCCCAGUUGUUAUUGAUUUCCUGUUGCAUAAUUAGCAAUGGAAAUUGGAUCAAAGUUUUGUUAGUCUUAGUGAGAGCAUUUGGAGGUUGUUUAACCAGAUGUUUGGUCCUUAAGGGGUUAAACAACAUUGAUGCAGAAAAGUCUACCCCCACCUCCAAACAAAAGAAAUAAAAAAACAAAAACAAACUACAGAUGCAUCCAAAUUCACUCACAAGGUGUAGAAGAAAGCAGGCAUAUCAGGGAGUCUGAUGGUUUUAGGGGGGCCAAGGACUCCCUCAUACAAUAUUCAAGGGAAACGUCUGAAAAGUUUUUUUGUUUUUUUUUGUGCAUUUUAAUCUUUAAAAAAAAAAAAAUAUAUAUAUAUAUAUAUAUUACGGCAUCAAAAAUGAAAACAAAGUAACUAUAUAGGUCCUGCGUGCUUCGUCCGCUCACCAUAAAGACUUUGAGAUCAAUAAAGUAGUAAAACAAUAAAUUUAACUUAAAUAAAAAAAUCUAAUAUGCUUUCUUCUUCAUCUUGUGAGAGCAUUUGGUUGCAUCUGUGGUUUAUCUAGAGAAUUUGUGUUGUAUAUGUAUGCAUACGUCCUAUGUUCCAGGCACCAUUAUGCUUACAUGGGCUAGUGUGGGAUUUAAUGCACAAUGUUGACACCUGGUGGAUGAACCUGCAUUGCUGGAAUAAACUUUCAGAUUUAAAAUAAUGGUAUUUGAGAAAACAGAAUAACUCAAGUUUUCAUUAACAAUAGAAUGUAUAGUGGAACAUUCUAUUGACUUGACAGUCUCAUUUACAAUUUUCCUCAUUGUACAUUAUAGGUUUACUGUAUUUAAAAAAAAAAAAAAAAUAAAUAACACUGAGCUAGUUUUUGGCCAUUUCCCAGAAUUGGCAACUUUUGCAGUGAUUUCUGCAAAGAAUAGAAAGUGGUUGAUUUCCUCCUUGCCUAUAAUAGUACUCACAGCAGGAGUUAUAUGAUAUAGAGUCUACAGUAAUGGCAAAUAUUGCUGUACAGACCUAUGCUGCAUGGAGUUUCUGGCUGCCUCUCAUUUAUGAAAGAAAUUAAAAAAAAAAAAAAAAUGAAAGCUAUACUCUUACAGGUAAUUGGAAGCGGACUCUAAGACUCUAAAUACAGCAAAUUAAGUAUUGACAGAGUCAAAAAUACACUAAAUUGAAAUGACCGUAAACAUAUUGCAUAAAUCAAUUUAUACAAGAAUUGUUUUGAUAUUUUAUUCCUUCUCGAGUACCUGAUAAAGAUGUUUCUUUCCCUUUUCUGUUCCUUUUUGUAGGAUGACACAUACACGGAAAGUUACAUCAGUACAAUUGGUGUGGAUUUUAAAAUCAGGACUAUAGAAUUAGAUGGAAAAACAAUUAAACUUCAAAUAGUAAGUAAAUGCUGUAGAAUUGAUGUUCAUAAUGUUGUGGCAAUGAGCUCCUUUGCAGCACUGCUCUAUUUUGGUUAUUGCUAUUUUGAUAUGUGUGUGCUGUACAUAACAUUUAGGAAAUAUUUACGGAGAAAGUAUGUAUCCUGGUUGUCUUUGGUGACUAGAGAAACCAUGUAGAAAUAUAGAAUUGUAUUUAUCAUUCUGUACAGAUAUACAUAAUAGUAUAGAAUAUGGUAAAACAUGUAGCCUAGAGAGACUCUAAAAGAGGUUGAUAUCUGUCCUUGAAGUGCUGAAAUACUGCAGAAGACCUAGGGUUUUUGCAAAUGCAGUGUAUUCAUGCCAUUAAAGGAACACUCUUAAUGUUUUUUAAAUACAAGAAUGUGUUUGAAACAUUAUUAAAGUGUUUCCCUGCCUUUUCGUCUUUUUCCAGAUACUUUAAAAUAUAAAUAAAUGCAGUUUCAAGUCACAUUGUAAUGCAAAAAUUAAUCACAUAUCCUUAGUCUACAUAAUAAAAACUGACUUAAAAAUAAAUACAUUUUUAAAAAUGCCCACAUACCACUAGGGGGCAGUAAAGGUUUUAGCAGUAGGAAUAUCUGUCCUGGCUUUAAAAUUGGCAUAAUGUUUAUAUAGCAAUAUUUUUAGUAAGAAUAAAGGAUAUAACCUCUAUAUACACACAUAACUGUCACAUUUCUUAAACUUUUUUUUUUUUUUUCAGUGGGAUACAGCAGGCCAGGAAAGAUUCCGAACCAUAACAUCCAGUUACUACAGAGGAGCCCACGGCAUCAUAGUUGUGUAUGAUGUUACAGACCAGGUAAUGUUUCUUUAGUUUUAAAUCCACCUAAUUAUGCAGUUUGAGACAGUGGGGUGCCCAGAGAGUUUUACUACCAUAGCAUAACUCAUUACUAUGACUGCAGAUGUCUGUGAUAUAAAGUUGGCGUGGAGAAGAGGAAGGAAAAUCAGAGAAAAUGUUUCAGUAGGACCUGCAGUUCUUAAUGAAAACUUGACCCACAUCUGUGGGCAAAGCAGGACAUAUUUUAUUAUUGUAGGAAUAUUGGACCUUAGCUAUUGUUUCUUUGAAAGAAUAGAUUGAUUCAUUAUGUUAAAAUAAAUUUGUUAUGCUUUUCUAGGAAUCCUUCAACAAUGUAAAGCAGUGGCUUCAGGAGAUAGACCGUUAUGCAAGUGAAAAUGUUAACAAAUUGUUGGUAGGAAACAAAUGUGAUUUGACUACAAAGAAAGUAGUGGAUUACACAACAGCAAAGGUGAGUUGGGAUAUCGGAACUCUAUUUUGAUAUGUUACUGAAAUUCACUAGUUUCUGUAAGGGGUUGGGAGCAUUUGGGGUAACAACUGUUUAACAAUAUGGAUUAUUAUUCACCCCAGUAGACACUGUUGUAUUCUUGACUGGAUAUGCAGCCUCAAAGUAUUGACACGGUAUUAGAACUUUCAUCUAUUCAUCAUAUUUCUAGCAUAUGCAUCCAUUUAUAUUAUUCGAGAGGCAUGUUCUUACAGUAUCAUGGAACAUUAGAAUUUCAUUCUAAAAUAAGAAGCAGGUAUCAUUAAUAUUAAAUGCAUGCUGCAGUGCCACAUAGUGUUUAAAACCAGACCGGAUACUAUUAUAUUUUUCUGUAGACCUGGAGUUGUAUUAUUUUUUUCAAUUUAAUGGAUCAGGUUUUUUUUUUUUCUGUCUGGGUAUGAUCGGCAAAAUGCAUGCAUUAGGAGCAGUUUUUGCCAACUAAGAUGCAAAACUGUUUUCAGUGUAGCACAGUGAAUAGCUGUUGGUUAGCUUUUAGAAUAUACCCUCCCUAAAAAUGUGACCAUCCAUCAUUAGCUUAGUGUUAUGAGGCAUCACAAAUAUGCCACUACUGGGUAAUUCUUUCAUGCAAUAGCAUAGCUUUCAAACCCUGGAAGUCUGUACCGCCUAUUGAAGCUAGAGAUACCAUAUUUGAUAUAUUUCAUCCGUACAAUCCCAACGAUGCUCUGUUAUAAAGGAACACUCUAGCGCCAAAGCAACUUUAUUUUUAUUUUAUUUUUUUGUAGAUUAUGCCCCUGUAUUUUUGCUGUUCCAUUCUCUGCCAUUUAGAGGUUAGGUCACUAUGUUCAAAGGACACUAUAGUCACCACUCGACUUUAGGUCAGUGAAGCAAGUUUGGUGUAUAUAUCAUACCUCUGAAGUCUUACUGCUCAAUUCACUGCCAUUUAGGAGUUAAAUCACUUUUGUUUCUGUUUACGCAGCCCUGGCCACAUCUCCCCUGGCUGUGACUCAUACAGCCUGCAUGAACACAAAAUGGUUUCAUUUUUAAUCAGAUGUAACUUACUUUAAAAGUUUUUAUCUCCCGCUCUGUAAAUUGAACUUGAAUUACAUUCAGGAGGCUCCUGCAGGGUCUAGCAAGUUAUUAACAGAACAGGAGAUAAAUUCUAAAUUCAAGUGCAUUUUCAAUAAAGGUAGUGUAAACAUUAGAUGACUCUUUACAGGAAGUGUUUAGGGAGGCUGUGUAAGUCACAUGCAGGGGAGGUGUGCCUAGGGCUGCAUAACCAAAGUGAUUUAGCUCCUAAAUGGGAGAGAACUGAACAGUGAGACUGCAUGGGGCAUAAUCUACACACCAAAACUGUUUAAUUGAGCUAAAGUUGUUUUGGUGACUAUAGAAUCCCUUUCAUGCAGUCCCCAAUCCUAGCCACAGUACUUCUGGCUGAGAGUCAUGCAGCCUCACUAUACACUUCCUAUAAAAUAAAUAAUAUAUAUUUUUUUUUUUUAGAUUUUCUUAUUGCACAGUGCAUUUAAUUUAGACAUUCUAUUCUUCUGCUCUGUAAACUGCCUGCUAGAGCCUGCAACAGCAUCUGUGUUUAAAGUUACGUAAAGAGAUCAGGAGAUUUUUUUUUUUUUAAGUACACACCCUGACCUGUUUCUGAUAGAAAAUGAAAGCAUUUUUUCCAUGCAGACUGUCAGUCACAGCUAGAGAAGGUGUGGCCAGGGCUGAAGAAACCGAAAUAAGUGAUUUAGCUCUAAAUGGCCAAAAAUAAGCCAUGAGACUGCAGGGGCAGCAAAAUUGUUUCGUUGUGAUAGUCGUUCAUCUAAAGAGUAUCUGUUUAAGUGCACACAUAAGCCUCUCAUUAAUUUUAGUGAAGAAAUAGUUACACAUGAAGGUGAGCACCUUUUUAAGGGCAGAAUUGAACAACUUCAACAAUAAAAAUAUAUAUUUUUUAAUAGUUUUCUGUAGGCUUGCAUGAAGUUUAUAAAAUGGUUUAUGAUUUAAUAAUUGUAUUAAAUAGUUUAUGAUCACAAAAACACAUACAAAAGAGUGUAGUAAUGUAUUUUGUUACACAUUAGCCUUCACUGGUGCUUUGCUUCUAUAGCAGAUUUUAUCAACCUACAUUCAUAAUAUAAAACUGUAGUAGGACUAUUUAAAUGAACACUUGAAUAACGACACCAGUGCUAAUACAGUUCAAAGAGAGUAAAGCAGGGAACUCUAUAUAUCAGUUCUUGAAUACUUGAUAGGAAACUUUUACUAGGGGUACCUGCUUGGAAUAUUCUUUUAUAAUGUGGUACUUGGAAAAUUGUUGAUCUAUUCUGGAGGGUUGGUGAGCUUCAUUAUGUUUACCUAAAAAUAUAUAGGCCUCUAAAGUUCAUGCAGGAAGAAAAAUAGAGGGCAUUCUGUAAACAUCUCCUAUGGGUGAGAAGGACUAUAAAAAUGUGCACAGUCACUAGCUUUUUAUAUUACAGGAGUGUGUGGAUAGCAAGCUAGUUUAAUUUACAUUCCCAUUUCCCUUGUCCAGGAAUUUGCAGACUCUCUCGGAAUUCCAUUUUUGGAAACCAGUGCAAAGAAUGCGACAAACGUAGAGCAGGCCUUCAUGACAAUGGCUGCUGAGAUCAAAAAGCGAAUGGGACCUGGAGCUACAGCUGGCGGCGCAGAGAAAUCCAACGUCAAAAUCCAGAGCACUCCAGUCAAGCAGUCCAGCGGAGGUUGCUGCUAAAACAGCCUGUCCAGCACCCACCCCAUUCCCUCACAGCAGAGAAAUCUCAAUCUGAACCUAAGUGACAAAAAAAUUGCCUGAAUUGUACUGUAUGUAGCCGCACUACAACAGAAUCUUACAGUCUCCCCAAAGGUCAGCGAUUGUAAAAACUCAAUACUGACUUUUUUUUUAUGCCCCUGACUCAAGACAGCUAACUUCAUUUUCAGAACUGUGUAAACCUCUUUCUCCCCAUGUGCUGAUUUUUCACCAUAAUGUGUGUAACCCUUGUUGCUUUACUAAUACCAGACUGUCUCCCCUGUGGUUGUUUAAGAUACCUAUUGCUCCCAUCCUCCCAUUUUUGAUGUUUGGCAUGUUAAGGUGUCAGGUUUAGUCUUCUGAAGAUGAAGUUCAGCCAUUUUGUAUCAAACAGCACAACAGUGUCUGUCUGUUUCCAUGCAUCAAUAAAGUUUAGUGAGAUGUUAUAUGUAAGAUCUGAUUUUGCUAGUUCUUUCUUGUAGAGUUAUAAAUGGAACGAUUACACUAUCUGAUUGGCUCUUUUGUCGCCAUAGGAGCCUCCGACGCACUUGCUUUGCAUUUAGUCGCAGGCUCCUCUGGCAAUGUAAGUCUCAAUAGUUUCUUCAUACUCUGCAUAUAAUUUGUGGCUGCAGAACAUUGUAAUUUGUUGCACAAAAUGUAACAAACAACUGAAGAAAUGUUUAAUAAAUAUUGUACUUAUUGGAAGUAAUAUCAACUGUAUGGUGAUAAGUAUUGUCUUAAUUUGUUUAGUAAUGGGGAAAUGAAGGUAUUUAGUAUUUCUGCCUGUUUCGGUUGAGACUGCACCCUGUACUUAAUUGACGUUUACAAUUGGUUAUUCAUACACCAAACUAACAAGUGCUUAACUAACCCAAUCAAAUGCAACCACUAUUGUUAAAGUGUCUAAUCUUUAAAGGAAAGUUAAAUUAGAUAAUUGUAAGUGACCGAAAUAUACAUUAGUUUAAAUGUACAGUGUUUGCCCUAUUUUAAUCCUAUGGGGAUUUGCAUUGUUUUUAUUUAGUAACGAUUCUGCAGAGGUGUUAAGCAGUGCAAGUAUGACGGUGACUCAUUUUGCCAUUUUAUUUAUGCUGUUUCAUCCUUUCAUUACUUUUAUUAAAGAACGCCAGCCCACCACUUUAUGCCAGUUCUAAACUAAAGUUAAGUGAUAUGCAUACAGAAUGAAGUGUGACAUAAAAGGUUAUAAAAGUGAGCUUGCAUCUGGGGGGAAUUUAAUCUUGUAUUUAAUAGUGGUUUCAACAGAUUGGAUUAUCAAACUCCUGUCUGAUGUAUAUAGCAUCUAAACCUUUAUGAAUGGCGUAUAAUACUGCUAACUUAUGCUACUUAUACAGGUUGAAAGUUGGAUACCCAUGUGUUUGUCUUAAUGCAAAUAAAAUAUGUUAACACUGAACGUGUAGUCAGCACUCAAUGACAAGUAGGCACAUCCACACUACUUCUCAUUGCAUAACAGUUAAUUUAGUGGUCUUUUUUUUUUAAUGUAAUAUUGCAUGUUUCAUAGACCUCUCCAUGGCUUUAAUUUAUCAAGCAGUGUUUUGUUUAACUUGCCAUGUAGUAGUGGGCCAUGUAUAUUUCAAUUUGUGUUUUUUUUUAGGGGGGUGGGGGGAGGGACUGGCCAUGUAUAAAAAUAUAAAGCAUCCAGGUUUCCUGGUCACUCGUGGGCGUGGUCUAAGCUUUUGAAAAGCCGGUUUAAAAGCCCCAUAACAGACCAGGGAUUUUAAGUCUAUCUACUUGCUAUCAAACAUGUAGUUUCUGAAACAAUUUUCUGCUGGUGAGACCUAAGACGAUGUCGUAGACUGAUCUACCUCUGCUUGGAUGAGGAGAUUCUGCAAUGUUUAAGACCCAAAGACUUGUUUUGAGAAUGUAUGUAGUUUGUGAAACCCAGACUGCCACGCCUGCCUAUAGAAGUAAUGUGAUUUUCCUAUUAAUGUUUCUGGAGUAAGUCUUGCCAACUUGAGACUUGUACCAUAAUUAUUUUACUUCCAGUUUGGGUAAGCACGCUAUUCUGUAAUUAACACUUCAUGUUCAUUCACACCCUAUAUGAAGACUUAAGGAGAUUAAAUUCAGUCCCCAAUAUGAAAGAAUUCUUUACAAUGCCAUUUUCAAGUCAAAUCCUGUUCAUAUAUUGGUAAGUAAAUUAUAAAGAUAAAUAUCAGCUCCGUGCUAUGGUGUUCCAGGGACUUGGUUACAGUGGAAGUUGUAACUUCUGGAUUUGUUCAUAAAUGUAACAUUUGCUCUUUAAAAUGUACAAAGCUCAAUCAAUUACUACAGGAUCCAUGUGGUGGGCUAGAACACCCGCUAACAAGUAAGACAGCCACAUGUGUACGGCCAGUUUGCACUUCUUUGGACUACUGUAAAUCAAGGGCUGUUCUUUAAUUUCUACUGGUAAUGGUUUGAUAUUCCGUGUACCUAAACCACUGGGCAUCAUGAAGAUUCCAGUUGGGAUUGGGAACCAAAUUUACAGUUCCUUCUCUGCGAUGCGACUUCCGCUCUGUACAGGGUUAACAAAUGAGAAUGGUCAGGGAUGUAAAUGAACUUAAAAUUUAAGGUCAAAUCAGCUGAACUGGAAAAUUGUCCAAGUUAGCUAUGCUUCCAGUUUAGCUACUUUAGCAUUACAUUUCAUUUUGUGACAAUUUUCACUUUAGUUGAAAUAACAUUGUGUUAGAGGUUUUUAGUCUGGUGUAUAAACCCAAGUGAUCUCUGGUUCUAUUGAGUAGUACACUAGAGUGAUUUACAGACCAGGUUUUAAUAAGCUUUUGCUCGAGGACAGAGCCAUCUAUUUAAUACCAAAAUUCUAAAACAUUGAGGAUCAGAGGUUUUAUUGCUCUCACAAUAUAAAUGGAAACGAUUGUAAAAUUAAGAUGUUUAUUAGCUGGAGCUCUUAUUAAACAAGCUUGAGUGACAAAGUUGCAAGAUGGUGCACACAAAAUAUAAACCAAUGUAGCAGACAUCUGACAAAUCACAAAUCAAUAGUGAUACAAAUCUGAACACAUAACAAGUUAUUAAAAUUUACUUUAUACAGAACAUGCUUAAAAUAACUUCUGAAUAGCUGUCUUAUCACCUAUCCUGACAUCUUCAAAUGCACUUUAAACAAAUCUCAGCCAUUCCAAACCAGUUUAAAACGUCUGCAGGUUCUUCAGUCUGCCAUGCGGAAUAUAGUCUUCAACUUUUCAACCUAAGGGGCAGAUGGAGGCAAAAUUAAACAAAUUUAUGGGCAUCCAGAAUUGCCAAUAUAUUCUGAAAUGUUUUAAAUAAUUACGUGCAAUUUCAGUCAUGCAGAACAAAACCUGCACUCUAAUUUUUCUGUCCCUAACUUCACCAUCUACCACUUGUAAUUGUGUGGGUGGUCUUGAAGUUCUGGUUACAACAUCUACCUAACAAUUUAGGAUGCAUCAAAAUUAAAGGUGUAAUGGUUAACCUCAGCAUCAUGUGAAAUUUAAUUCAGAAAAGGUGCCAUAACUGCACAAGUAUUUGUUCAUGGUUUUAAUGUGAUAUUUGUGAAUUUUUACUGUUUUUCUCUAAAUACUGGAUUGUAGUGAAAUCAAAUCCAAAUAACAAAAUAGCCAAAUUGUAAUUAGUGGAGAUAUUUUAAAAAAAAAUUUUGCUUUCCCAAAAUCGGACAAUUUUGUGUAAAUUAGGAAAUUUGAAUUACAACUAACAACCACCAUGAAGUUGAAUGGUGCACUUUUCCUUUAAUCACCAUAGAAUCGUGCAGGGUUUUUUGUGGGGUGUUUUUUUUUUUUUUUUUGGUACCUGGGCAAAAAUUUCUUUUGGAGUGCACACUUUUCACAAAUUGUAAUUUUUAUUUUGCUGGACUUUAUCAAUCUUUCUGACUCUACCUGUCCACUUGUAUUAUAGCAUACAUACUCAGACAGGAAAAAUAAAGCUUAUUGGAGAUCAUAUUGGAUCUUCAUAAGAUACAUACAUUCUCAUAUGCACCCAAAAAAGGCAUUGUUUGCCAUCAUUGUCUGUCCUCCUCUCUCCUUAGACUGUAAACAUGACUAGGGACUUCCUUGCAAUUGAAUGUGCUUGUAAAACCUCUGUGUUAUAUCUAUUGUUUCCUGUACUGUUUCAUCUAUGUAUACAAGAUGUCUAAUAAUAAAAAUGAUCAAAAAUUGUUUUUUUUUUUUUUAUCCCCUCUUCUUUCUAAUGACCUAUUUAAACUACCUAGUUUUAUGUUAAGCUGGAAUCUUGCAUAUUUAGUUAGUAAACUGAUUUCUAGAAUAAACUACUUUAGGCUGUUUUAAAGUAAAAUAUUGUGCCAUAGUAGCCAGGCCUGUGAUGAUACUGUCACUGCAUGCUUGGAUGGCCCAUCAUCCAUUUAGAGCCCUGUUCUUGAGUUUUCAUGCAUGUUGUGGCUGCCUAGCCAAGUUAAGAGUGCUUGACUCUUACACAAACUAUACUAAACAGUCUGCCCUUUCUUUAUUAUGGCUGCACCGGUAGUUGUGGGUCAGUUUCACAGCAUUAGAUCUAGCAUUUCUCUUUGCAAUGUUGGGCAAAAUUUGCCCCCUUAAGGGCCAUGCUACUUUCCAUUAAUUCUACCACACUAUCACUGUUUAAAUGCACUCACUUUAUUUUUUAUUAUUAAAGGCGAAAUAUGGAUUUAUUUUGAUACCCUAUAUGUAUACUUAACAUUAAAUUGGAAUAAAUUAGAUUUAAAAAAUAAAUAAAUUUAGUUUUACAUUUAAUCAUUUUAACACACACGUGCAAAAAAAACCCCCACUAACUUAAAAUAGACUCCCUAAUUAGUCCCGAUUGUUCAAAUGCCCACUAUAUCUAGGAUUUCAAUAACUUUUUAGAAGUUUAUUUCAAGGAUUGAAAGCUAAAAUUUAGCAAAUUUUGGAAUGCUGAGAUUUACCACAUUCACUUGGGAUCUCCCAGAUACUGGGGGCAAUUUAAAGGACCACUAUAGUGCCCUGAGGGUCCCCCUCCCGCUGGGCUCUGGGGAGAGGAAGGGGUUAAACACUUACCUUUCUCCAGCGCCAGGCGGGGAGCUUUCCUCCUCCUCCUCUCCUUCCUAGCGAUGUCGUCGGCUGAAUGCGCAUGUGCAGCAAGAGCCGCGCGUGCAUUCAUAAUGCUUUCCUAUGGACGCAGGCAUCUUCUCAGUUAUUUUCACAGUGAGAAGCACGCAAGCGCCUCUAGCGGCUGUCAAUGAGACAGCCACUAGAGGCUGGAUUAACC